This is a messenger RNA of Mus musculus (house mouse), 2679 nucleotides long. It is a transcript of the gene Acsm5, whose product is annotated as acyl-CoA synthetase medium-chain family member 5. Gene Ontology annotation, cellular component: mitochondrion; mitochondrial matrix. The record is from RefSeq and is a predicted model, not a curated record. Bases 374 to 2149 code for a protein of 591 amino acids. Gene Ontology annotation, molecular function: medium-chain fatty acid-CoA ligase activity. Lineage: Eukaryota; Metazoa; Chordata; Mammalia; Rodentia; Muridae. The transcript is spliced from 15 exons. Gene Ontology annotation, biological process: fatty acid biosynthetic process.
CGUGUACUAGUGUGCCAGUCCCUAACAGGCUGACUCCAGGCCAAGGUUUAUCUUGCAGGCACUGUUUGCCUGGGAAACCCUGGCAGGGAGCUGCUUUCACCAGCUCACAGUGUCCUGACCCUCUGAAACUUGAAGCUGCUGACUUCUAACCCUGUUUUCUCCAGGCUGUGCUUGGGGCUAAAGCUCCCUGUCCCAAUCCUGCCUUCAUCGCUUCUGGGGAAAUCUUCUCAGGAGCUUUUAGGUCUGCCUUGCUGCUGCAGUGAAACGCAGAUGCCUUUUGUGUACCUCAGAUUUUAAAACAAGAGGAAUUUGCCCCAAGGGACUGAAACUGAAAGUGUCCCCAGGCUACAGAUAUCUCUGGGAUCCUGUGAACAUGCAGAGUCACACUCACAGGCAGAAGUUGAUAGAAGUCAUGAGGUUGUGGCUAAGAGGCCUGGCCUGCCAGGCUCUGAGGAGUUCCUGGGGAGUCUGCAGGAUUCACACACAGCCACCACCUCCCCCGAUCCCUGAGGUGGUAGCUACCUGGGAAGCCAUCAGCCUGGGGAGGCAGCCAGUGCCCGAGUACUUCAACUUUGCUCAUGAUGUGUUGGAUGUGUGGAGUCAGCUGGAAAAGACAGGGCACCGGCCCCCAAAUCCUGCAUUCUGGUGGGUGAACGGCUCAGGAACAGAAGUCAAGUGGACAUUUGAGGAGCUGGGGAAGCAGUCGAGGAAGGCAGCCAAUGUCUUAGAGGGUGUGUGUGGCCUGCAACCUGGAGACAGAAUGAUGCUGGUGCUUCCGAGACUCCCAGAUUGGUGGCUGAUCAGCGUGGCUUGUAUGCGAACAGGUGUGGUCAUGAUCCCAGGAGUCUCCCAGCUGACAGCGAAGGAUCUCAAGUAUCGGCUGCAGGCUGCCAGGGCCAAGUCUAUCGUCACCAGUGAUGCCCUAGCUCCGCAAGUGGAUGCCAUCAGUGCUGACUGUCCCUCCCUCCAAACCAAGCUUCUGGUGUCUGACACCAGCCGUCCAGGCUGGAUCAAUUUCCGAGAACUCCUGAGAGCGGCUUCUCCAGAGCACAACUGUGUGAGAACCAGAAGUGGAGAUUCAGUGGCCAUCUACUUCACCAGUGGAACCACAGGGGCCCCCAAGAUGGUGGAACAUUCCCAGUCCAGCUAUGGAUUGGGUUUUGUGGCCAGUGGAAGGAGGUGGAUGGCCUUGACUGAGUCUGACAUAUUCUGGAACACAACUGACACUGGAUGGGUGAAAGCAGCCUGGACCCUCUUCUCUGCCUGGUCCAAUGGAGCUUGCAUUUUUGUGCAUGAGCUGCCCCGAGUUGAUGCCAAAACUAUUCUAAAUACUCUCUGCAGGUUCCCAAUAACCACCCUGUGCUGUGUCCCAACCCUCUUCCGGCUGCUUGUACAAGAGGAUCUGACAAGGUACAAGUUCCAAUGUCUGAGGCACUGUUUGACGGGUGGAGAGGCCCUCAACCCUGAUGUGAGGGACAAGUGGAAGAGCCAGACAGGCCUGGAGCUCCAUGAAGGCUAUGGACAAUCAGAAACAGUUGUCAUCUGUGGCAAUUCAAGAAACUCGACAAUCAAGUCUGGAUCUAUGGGGAAAGCAAGCCCACCUUACGAUGUGCAGAUUGUAGAUGAGGAGGGCAAUGUCCUGCCUCCAGGAAAAGAGGGAAAUAUUGCUGUCCGAAUCAAGCCUACUAGACCCUUCUGUUUCUUCAACUGCUAUCUGGACAAUCCCGAGAAGACAGCAGCAUCAGAGCAAGGAGACUUUUACAUCACUGGGGACAGAGCACAUAUGGACGAGGAUGGCUACUUUUGGUUCUUGGGGAGAAAUGAUGAUGUAAUCAACUCUUCAAGCUACCGGAUUGGUCCUGUUGAAGUAGAGAGUGCACUUGCUGAGCAUCCAGCUGUCCUGGAGUCUGCUGUGGUCAGCAGCCCAGACCCCAUCCGGGGAGAGGUGGUAAAGGCAUUUAUAGUCCUUUCUCCAGCCUAUGCAUCUCAUGACCCAGAAGCCCUGACCAGGGAACUCCAGGAGCAUGUGAAGACAGUGACUGCUCCAUACAAGUACCCCAGGAAGGUGGCUUUUAUUUCAGAACUGCCAAAGACGGUUUCUGGAAAGAUCCUAAGGAGUAAAUUGAGAAACCAAGAGUGGGGGAGAUGAAAUGCAACCCAAGAGAGAUGCUGCGAUGCACUGAAGGUUCUGAAGGAGAAGGAAGUGGGGCAGGCCAGCUCCUCCUUGGAGUACUAUCCCUUCAAAGAAUAGAUAUCAAAGAUGGUCAGCUUUCAAAUGGGCAUUUUGGGAUAAUGCUGGAAAAUGUAAGAGCAUCCCUGGUCCAGAGCUCACAUACACUGCCCAGUCCAGCAAAUGCCCUACAGCUUAAUUUCCCUCUCUGAAGACAUCCUCAGCAUUGCUUUUACCAAGAGAACUCUGUUUUCCUGGGACAGACAAAUCGGCACAGCCUUAGGGCAUCCUUGGUCUCAUUAUGCCAGUGGGAAUGAAUGUGACCCUUUGGAUGAAGUCAUUUGGCAACAGCAUCUGGGACAUAACAUUGACUGUCAUACCCUUCCAUUUAGACACACUUUUGGGACUCACUAUAAAGAAAAGAUUCGAAAUGCAGAAAACAUUUGAUAUACAAAGAUAUUCAGUGAGAUAGUGCUUAAAACUGAAAACACACACAACUGCCAAAGCAA